CAGUUGCAGGAAAAAAAAAACUUUUUUUCAACAUAAAGAAUUCAAUAAAGGAAGGAACUUUACUCAAAAUUGAUAGUAGCAGAGUAGAUCUAGAGCUCAGCUGUCGGUAGGCAGUUACUUGUACCACUUCUUUUUACAGUGAGCUCUCAUCAGAGUUUUGGUUCCGCAUGCCUCAAACCCAUGGCCAUAGUCACUUCUUCACAAGUCCCAUUGCUGUUCUUUGCCAGGAUCUCUGGGCUUCUAGUUGCAGUGCUGGUCCUUUUUUGGGCUUUGUCCUUCAAGUCCAGCUUCCUUCCUCGUCACUCUUCCUCCCAAGAAGACCAGGGCCUCAUCUAUGCAGCUCUUCAUCCUUUGUUCAUGGUCAUUGGCUUUAUUCUCAUUAGCGGAGAAGCGAUUCUGGUUCAUAGGUGGUUGCCUGGUUCAAGGAGUUUGAAGAAAUCAGUGCAUUUGUGUCUUCAAGGCGUGGCCUUGGCUUCUGGGAUCUUCGGGAUUUGGACAAAGUUUCAAGGGAAAGAUGGCAUUGUGGCUAAUUUCUAUAGUCUGCAUUCUUGGAUGGGUUUGAUCUGCAUCCUCUUGUUUGGAGCUCAGUGGUUGAUGGGUUUCCUGAGCUUCUGGCAUCGAGGGGAAGUGCGCACAGUGAGGCUAAGGCUGUUGCCUUGGCACAUAUUCCUCGGACUCUACACUUAUGGUUUGGCCGUGGCCACAGCAGAAACAGGGCUUUUGGAGAAAUUGACGUUCUUGCAAACACAGAGGAAUGUGUCUAAACACAGUCCAGAGUCCAUGGUUGUAAAUAUUUUAGGUCUGGGGCUGGCAUUGGUCAGCGGCAUUGUAAUAUUGGCUGCAGUUUCACCCAAGUACCAAGCCCUUAAAACUAAACCCAUUUACUCAACGCAUACCAAAAAAUGCUUGUCUUCCCAAUAAAUUUUGUUUGUUGUUUUGGUUUUUUUACUGUUCUUGUGAUCUUUGUAAUAAUACAAUCUGGGUUAAUGUGA
Prunus avium (sweet cherry) is the source of this 992-nucleotide messenger RNA. RefSeq names its product Cytochrome b561/ferric reductase transmembrane protein family. The record is from RefSeq and is a predicted model, not a curated record. Gene Ontology annotation, molecular function: oxidoreductase activity. NCBI's taxonomy places the organism in Eukaryota, Viridiplantae, Streptophyta, Magnoliopsida, Rosales, Rosaceae.